CUAUUCUAUCAUAGUCUUGACGCUUGAGGCAAAUCAAAAUAAUUUGUAGAGGGAGAGAAAACAAGUCUCGUAAGUUCUUGUCAGUAAAUCAGCGUAUGGUUGCAUUUGUUUAGUACUUGCACAGGACAGCAGUGGUCACUGAAAGACUCCAUAGUAUUUAGCCACUCUGGACACCCUUGGGGGAGUUUUUGGCCAUACCUCCUUUUGUUUGUUCUUCUGUGCCCAACUUGCUCAUGUUUCUUUCAUUUGGGGCUUCUUAUGCACACAUGCUCAGUCCCAGGAUCCCACUGGACAUAUCUGGUUUCAUCUAAAAACAGUACUCAUUGUUCCCUACAACGAUAUUCAUCACUCGGACAAAACAGUAUGUCUGUUGUAAUGCUGCAGGCCCUGGGAUUAUCUAGUGUCUAUCAGGUGCAUUUUAUUAAGACUCAGGAUGAGGCGGGCUAGUUGGGUCGGUCCCAGUGCAAUCACAAGAGAGGGGGGCGGGUUUCCCAGUUGCUCUCUGGCUGUUCUUGGGCCUGGACAGGGAGACAGGAGAGAAAGAAGGGCAGAGAGAGUGGACGAAGAAACGACUACUGUGAGAUCAUGGUGCUCUUGACCUCAAAAAUUAUGGAGAGGACAGCCGUCUUCGUGACGGUCGGGGGACUGGUCACUACUCUGGUCACCACCUUCAUCCCCCUGUGGAAGACCUUGAACUCUGACCUUAACGAGGUGGAGAACUGGUACUCAGGACUGUGGCACACCUGCAUCUUCACGGAGGAGGUGGGGAUACAGUGUAAAGCUUUUGAGUCCCUCAUGGCCCUGCCAGUGGACCUGCUGGUUUCCCGGGUCCUCAUGCUGGUGUCCGUGGGAACUGGGGCCCUAGCCGUGGUGGUGGCCUUCCCCGGCCUGGAGGGGGUGGAACUGGGCCCUGGGAUGUGGCAGAGGAUGAAGAGGGGCCUCCUAAUUGUCAGUGGGGUGCUGUCGUGGGUGUCGGGGCUCACCACCCUGGCCCCCGUUUCCCUGGUGGCCUACACGACAGUGGUGGAGUUCUGGGACGAGAACCUUCCGGAUGUGGUUCCACGCUGGGAGUUUGGUGAAGCUAUGUUCUCCGGCUGGUUCUCAGGUCUCUUCCUGGUCAUUGGAGGGUCUCUUUUCUUUGUGGCUGUGUGCAUGGCGGACCAUGAUAGGCAGCAGGCAGUGGCAAGCCUCCCAAACAUCCCCCAGGAGAAGCCAAGACAGCACUAUUUAAAGACAGAGGUUUUAUAGUUUUUUUCCCCCCACUUGAUGCAUGGUAGUAUCUUUAAAUGCCCUAUUUGAAUGAUAAUUGUGAGAGAAUCUAUAAUUGUUUUAAGUUUAAUUCAGAUUGCAACCGCUUGGGUCUAUUUUCAGAUAUGCA
Messenger RNA from Esox lucius (northern pike), 1378 nucleotides. RefSeq lists its product as uncharacterized. Gene Ontology annotation, molecular function: structural molecule activity. Gene Ontology annotation, biological process: cell adhesion; bicellular tight junction assembly. The coding region runs from base 586 to 1248 and encodes 220 amino acids. The record is from RefSeq and is a predicted model, not a curated record. The transcript has a single exon. Lineage: Eukaryota; Metazoa; Chordata; Actinopteri; Esociformes; Esocidae. Gene Ontology annotation, cellular component: plasma membrane; bicellular tight junction.